Sabethes cyaneus is the source of this 1198-nucleotide messenger RNA. RefSeq names its product aldehyde dehydrogenase, mitochondrial-like. The record is from RefSeq and is a predicted model, not a curated record. The transcript is spliced from 2 exons. Gene Ontology annotation, molecular function: aldehyde dehydrogenase (NAD+) activity. Lineage: Eukaryota; Metazoa; Arthropoda; Insecta; Diptera; Culicidae. Bases 32 to 1198 code for a protein of 388 amino acids.
GGAAACACUUGACAAUGGUAAACCAUACUACAUGUCGUACAAUGUUGACGUUCCAAUGGCUAUCAAUAAUCUUCGCUAUUUUGCUGGAUGGGCCGAUAAAAAUCAUGGUAUGGUUGUACCAACUGAUGGAGAUUUUUUUGCCUACACCCGGCAUGAACCAGUUGGUGUUUGUGCUCAAAUUAUACCGUGGAAUUUUCCUAUUCUGAUGGUUGCUUGGAAAUUUGGGCCCGCACUAGCAACUGGAAAUACAAUAGUUUUGAAACCGGCAGAACAAACUAGUCUUACGGCUCUUUAUAUAGCUCAAUUAACCAAAGAAGCCGGUUUUCCAGCAGGUGUAGUGAAUGUUGUCCCAGGCUUCGGCGAUGCAGGAGAAGCACUGGUACAGCACCAUGAUGUGGAUAAAGUUGCAUUUACUGGAUCUACAGUAGUAGGUAAAAACAUACAGCAAGGAUCUGGUUUAAGCAACUUAAAGAGAACUACUUUGGAACUCGGAGGCAAGAGCCCAAAUAUAAUUUUAUCUGAUGCCGACGUGAAGCAUGCAGUUGAAACGUCCCAUUUUGGAUUGUUUUUUAAUAUGGGUCAGUGCUGCUGCGCAGGAUCCCGUACUUUUAUUGAAGACAAACUAUAUGAUGAAUUUGUUGAGCGCAGUGUCGAAAGAGCCAAUAAACGUGUCGUCGGUGACCCUUUCGAUGUAAUGACCGAGCAUGGACCACAAGUGGAUGCGGUGCAGUUUGAUAAAAUUUUGAGAAUGAUUGAAUCUGGAGAAAAACAAGGUGCAAAGAUAGUAGCUGGUGGAGAUAGAUAUGAAGGUCUUCCAGGAUAUUUCAUUCAACCAACUGUUUUUGCAAACGUAACAGACGACAUGAAAAUUGCUCGCGAAGAGAUAUUCGGUCCAGUUCAACAAUUGCUUCGAUUUAAGUCGUUAGAUGAGGUAAUAGAACGUGCAAACAACACAGAAUAUGGCUUAGCCGCUGCUGUUUUUUCCAAGGAUAUAGAUAAGAUCAAUUAUGUAGUUCAAGGGCUUCGAGCAGGUACAGUUUGGGUAAACAGUUAUAAUGUAUUAUCAGCGCAAGCACCAUUUGGUGGGUAUAAAUUCAUGAUUGUCCAUAGAGAAAAAUGUUGUACGAUUAGAAGCUGUGGAAUAUGGAAUUUGUUUAGGUUUAUCGCAAUAAAAUUAGUUCGAUUACGCACGAAAUAA